ACUUGGCAAGAUGAACACUCAGCACCGUUCUCCUGGGAAACGAAGAGUCAGAUGGAGUUCAGCGUUGCAUCUCUGUCCAUCCAAGAACAAGGUGGUGCCCAGCUACAGAGUGAACAGAGGCAGCCCGUUAAAGCAGCACCUGGUGUCCAAGUCCCUAAAUCUUCUCAGGCCAUCAAGACCCCUGCCUCUGACGGGUUGAUAGCACCUAGGAAGGAAGAGGAGUCCUCUUUCUGGAAGAUAAAUGCUGAGCGCUCCAAGUUUGAAGGAGACAAGUCUGAAUUCCAGUCCUUGACCCCCAGCCAGAUCAAGUCCAUGGAGAAAGGAGAGAAACCCCUUCCCUCUUUUUACAGACAAGAGUCUGCUUCAAAGGAAAUGGCAAAAGCUGAGAAGCCCAGCAUAACCAAACCAGAGAAGUCAGUCGCCCCCAGCCUACCUUCUGUAUCUCUUGAAUGGGAGAAACCUCGACCAACUCAGCUCCCUGCUAGCUCUCUAGAUGACUUCUUUCUUCCUGACCCACCACAGGACCUGGCAUCUUCUAGGACAAACAAGGAAGAUACUGAUGGUACUAUACUUACAGAUCCACAAAUGCCUGCACAGACUAGUACAAGCAAUGUUAUGUUGAAGACUGGCUUUGAUUUUCUAGACAACUGGUAAAUGGUAGUGCAAAAUAGGUCAAACCAAUUUUGGGGAAGGAGUGGAAUGUCUUUCUCCUUGUAUGUUAAUUUACUAGCAUUUGUGUCUUUUUCUAGAAGUAACUUUCAAACUCUUAAAUGUUGCCUUUGUAUAAACUUUUGUAAUACCAUAUGCGUUUUUGUUUUUUAAACAGUGAUAGAAGUGUGGUUUCAUUUGGGUAUUUUUUUAAUCUCUGUUUAAUUUUUUAGUAGCUUACUGUAUUGAGAGGAUGAGAGAAGUCACUAUAUCCAUGUUAAAGAAAAACAAAUG
Messenger RNA from Mesitornis unicolor (brown roatelo), 942 nucleotides. Its product is annotated as chromosome unknown open reading frame, human C1orf198. The record is from RefSeq and is a predicted model, not a curated record. The coding region runs from base 52 to 654 and encodes 200 amino acids. NCBI's taxonomy places the organism in Eukaryota, Metazoa, Chordata, Aves, Mesitornithiformes, Mesitornithidae. The transcript is spliced from 3 exons.